Messenger RNA from Exophiala mesophila, 1065 nucleotides. RefSeq lists its product as uncharacterized. Gene Ontology annotation, molecular function: chromatin binding; protein binding. Lineage: Eukaryota; Fungi; Ascomycota; Eurotiomycetes; Chaetothyriales; Herpotrichiellaceae. Bases 1 to 1065 code for a protein of 354 amino acids. Gene Ontology annotation, cellular component: Set1C/COMPASS complex. The record is from RefSeq and is a predicted model, not a curated record. The transcript is spliced from 2 exons.
AUGGCCACUGCUCAGCAAAAGGUCUCAGAUGUCAUUAAGCAGUACCGUCCUGCCAGGCAAUUCCCUGGCUCAACCCGUUCAGAUGGCGUCGAAAGCCGUGUCACCUCCCUCGAUUUCGAUGACCAAGGAGAAUUCCUGGUCGCUGCCUCCGACGACGAGACUAUGAACGUCUUUGACAUUAAAGAAGGCAAAAAAACAAAAACCAUCCCCAGCAAAAAGUAUGGCAUUCAUCUCGCCCGCUUCACACAUCAUCCUCGAAAUGUCCUCUUCGCCAGUACCAAGCAAGACGACUCCCUACGGUUGCUGGAAUUGCACAAUGAGAGUUUCGUCCGCUACUUCUCUGCCCACACCGCUCGAGUCACAUGCAUCGCCCUGUCUCCCGGAAGCGAUCAAUUCCUGUCCUGCGGUUCAGACGACACUGUCUGCUUGUGGGACUUGAAUUCCAGGAGUCCUCAAGGCAAACUCAAGCUCGUCACUCCAUAUCUUGCCGCCUACGACCCUUCUGCCAACGUCAUGGCCAUCGCAUCGCAGUCUACUUCUAGCAUCCUUAUGUAUGAUGUUCGGAACUAUGACAAAGCCCCCUUCGAAACCUUUGACCUCGCCGCUCGAGAAGAUACCUACACUCCAACCACAAAAGGACGCGCCUGGACUAAACUCGAGUUCUCCAACGAUGGCAAGAGUCUCUUACUUGGCACAGACUAUCAUGGACACUUCCUUCUCGACUCGUUCACCGGCGUUCUCAAGUCCUUUUUGGUGGGAAAGUCUAGCGGGACCGGUCGAGCUGCUCCAGUCUCGACCUCUGGAAAGCCUCUUGGUCAAGGUGAUGUUUCCUUCUCACAGGAUGGGAGAUAUGUCGUUGGUGGGACGGGUGAUCAGCCGGAUCUUCUACUGUGGGAUACAUCACUGGCUACGGGUACUCGACAAGAGCCCACUACAAGAUUAACCAGUCGUGGCAUCAAAUCCGCCGUGGUUCAGUUCAAUCCUCGCCAUAACAUGCUCGCCACAGCAGAUACAAAAGUAUGCAUGUGGCUACCAUCCGACCAGAUCAAACAGCCCGACCUGUGA